This is a messenger RNA of Symbiodinium sp. CCMP2456, 1479 nucleotides long. NCBI's taxonomy places the organism in Eukaryota, Dinophyceae, Suessiales, Symbiodiniaceae. The record is from the annotation of a GenBank genome assembly.
AUGGACAUCGAAGACUUGGCGAAGCUGGCCGGCCAGUUCGAUGGCUCUACCCUGGUCACUCCCAAGACCCUGCAGGAAGUGGUGUCCACUGGCAACUGCAUGGGGUGCGGCAUUUGCGAGAGCAUCGUAGGGUCGGACUUCAUCAAGAUGGAGGUCAUCCCACCAAAACGGCGCAUGAGGCCUGUGUUCCUGAAGGAAGCACCUCCGGAUCGAGUCGCCAAAGCUAUUGCGGCUUGUCCGGGCGCGCAGGUCGGUGGCUUACCGGGUUGGCGGCCUUCCAGUGGGCUCGAAGCCUUUGUUGGCCAGGCAAAAUCCAUCCAGAAGGGCUUUGCCAGUGAUCCCGAGAUCCGCUUUAAAGCGGCCGCCGCGGGUGGGCUGACCUCUCUCUCCAUUCACAUGAUCGAGUCGGGUCAGGUGAAGUUUGUGCUCCACGUCAAGGCCUGCGCCAUGUACGAUGACAUCGCCACGCAAGGGUCCAAACUGAGCUUUUCUCGUGCGGAGGUCUUCGAAGGCCGGGGCUCCCGCUAUGGUCCUGUGGCGCCUCUCAAGUCCCUGGAGGAUGCUCUUGCACGUGCUGAGCCCUUCGCGUUGGUGGCAAAGCCUUGCGACAUCAACGCCGCGCGCAACUAUGCGCUCAUUGACAAGCGCGUGGAUGAAUUCUGCAAAUGCAUGAUGACAAUCUCCUGUGGCACCUACGCAGAUAACGAAUGCGUGGACCGCUUCCUGGGCAACCGAAAUAUCGCUCACGAAGAGGUGGAGGAGUGGCGAUGGCGGGGCCAUGGCUGCCCGGGUCCAUGUCCGUACGUGAAGAGCAAGGACGGGAGUGAGGCCAGCUUGGACUAUGUGGACUACUGGUUUCUGAACGGUGUAGACUCGGGGCCGCUGACCUAUCAGUGGCGUUGCAAGAUGUGCGCUGACUUCAUAGGCUACCAGGCAGACGUUGUCGUCAUGGAUUGCUGGCCUGGCGGUACACCCGAGCGGAAGUCGGAGAUCACAGAGGCCCGAAAGCACGAAUGGGACGGCUGGGUGCUCGUCAUCGCACGUACGGACCGAGGGCACGAUGUCGUCGAGUCGGCGAAGGCAGCUGGUCUUCUCUCCUUGGCCCCGGCGGAGUCUAUGGAGGUUCUGACAACGCAGCCACACCAAGCGCGCAGAGCAGGCUCUAACUUCAUUCGCCGCACAGCACACGCCCAACUCAGCCAACCGCUGACCGCAUUGGAUCCCGCCGCGGCAGCCCGGGUGGCGCGUUGGGCUCUAGACAAGUCCUUCAUGGAUGAAGUGCUGAGAACUGGCAAGCCAGCUCCGGAGACCCCGGAGGCGGCGGCGGAGCUCCGAGCGUUGCUGGGCAGCGAGCCCUGGGCCGAGGCUCUCCUCCAGUUGCCGCAAGAGCAUUUGGCGUAUCACUGGGACAACUACAAGGGCGCCAGGAAGCGCCUCGAGCGCGGUGAUGCGGUUGAAGCCGCAAAGUGUGAGUUCUGA